Molecule: messenger RNA, 4089 nt
Organism: Empidonax traillii (willow flycatcher)
Lineage: Eukaryota; Metazoa; Chordata; Aves; Passeriformes; Tyrannidae
Gene: SOS2
Product: SOS Ras/Rho guanine nucleotide exchange factor 2
Exons: 23
Coding region: 1-3999 (1332 amino acids)
Biological process (GO): Ras protein signal transduction; positive regulation of GTPase activity
Cellular component (GO): plasma membrane
Molecular function (GO): guanyl-nucleotide exchange factor activity; protein heterodimerization activity
Source: RefSeq, a predicted model, not a curated record
AUGCAGCCGCCGCCGCAGCCCUACGAGUUCCUGGGCGAGGAGAACGGCCCGAAAUGGCGCGGGCUCUUCGUGCCCGCCCUGCGCAAGGUCCAGCAGCAGGUUCACCCCAACCUGUCGGCCAAGGAGGAUUCCCUGUAUUACAUCGAGGAGCUGAUCCUUCAGCUGCUGAACAAGCUGUGCAUCGCUCAGCCCCGCACUGUGCAAGACGUGGAGGAGCGGGUCCAGAAGACAUUUCCUCACCCCAUCGACAAGUGGGCGAUCGCCGAUGCUCAGUCUGCCAUAGAGAAACGGAAAAGAAGGAACCCUCUCCUGCUCCCUGUGGACAAAAUCCAUCCCUUACUGAAGGAGGUCCUGGGCUAUAAGGUGGAUUACCACGUCUCUCUCUACAUCGUGGCUGUCUUGGAAUACAUCUCAGCCGACAUUUUAAAGCUGGCUGGGAACUACGUGUUCAACAUCCGGCACUUUGAGAUCUCCCAGCAGGACAUCAAAGUGUCAAUGUGUGCUGAUAAGGUUUUGAUGGAUAUGUUUGAUCAGGAUGAGAUUGGCUUGGUUUCCCUGUGUGAGGACGAGCCCUCCUCUUCUGGGGAGCUCAACUACUACGACCUGGUGAGGAACGAAAUAGCAGAGGAGAGGCAGUACCUGCGGGAGCUCAACCUCAUCAUCAAAGUAUUUCGGGAGGCUUUCCUGUCCAACAGAAAGCUCUUCACACCCAAUGAUAUCGAGGUGAUAUUCAGCAACAUCUCAGACAUCCACGAGCUGACGGUGAAGCUCCUGGGGUUGAUCGAGGACACGGUGGAAAUGACGGAUGAGAGCAGCCCCCACCCCCUGGCUGGCAGCUGCUUUGAGGACCUUGCAGAGGAACAAGCCUUUGAUCCCUAUGAAACCUUGUCCCAGGAUAUUCUCUCUCCACAAUUCCAUGAGCAUUUUAAUAACUUAAUGGCAAAACCUGCUGUUGCUCUCCACUUCCAGUCCACUGCUGAGGGCUUUAAAGAAGCUGUUCAGUACGUCCUGCCCCGCCUGCUGCUCAUCCCAGUCUACCACUGUUUGCACUACUUCGAGUUACUGCAGCAAUUGCAGGAAUGCAGUGAGGAUGAGGAGGAUCGGGAAUGCCUCAAGCAAGCCAUCACCGCCCUCCUGAACCUGCAGUGCAGCAUGGAGCGCAUUUACAGCAAGCACUCGCCAAGGAGGCGGCCUGGGGAGCCGGUGUGUCGCUUCUACCACCGGCAGAUCCGCAGCAAACACCUGGCCAUCAAGAAGAUGAACGAGAUCCAGAAGAACAUCGACGGCUGGGAAGGCAAAGACAUCGGGCAGUGCUGCAACGAGUUCAUCAUGGAAGGGGGCCUGACCAAAAUCGGGGCCAAGCACGAGCGGCACAUCUUCCUCUUCGACGGGCUGCUGAUCAGCUGCAAAGCCAACCACGGGCAGUCGCGGCUGCCCGGCUACAGCAGCGCCGAGUACCGGCUGAAGGAGAAGAUCGUCAUGAGGAAGAUCCAGGUGGUGGACAAGGAGGACACCCCCGAGUACAGGCACGCCUUCGAGCUGGUGUCCAAGGACGACAACAGCGUCCUGUUCGCCGCCAAGUCGGCCGAGGAGAAGAGCAACUGGAUGGCGGCGCUGAUCUGCCUGCAGUACCGCAGCACCCUGGACAGGAUGCUGGACUCGGUGCUGCUGCAGGAGGAGAACGAGCAGCCCCUCAGGCUGCCCAGCCCCAGCGUUUAUCGCUUCGUGGUGGAGGACUCCGAGGAGAACAUCGUGUUCGAGGACAACCUGCAGAGCAGGAACGGCAUCCCCAUCAUCAAGGGGGGCACGGUGGUGAAGCUCAUCGAGAGACUGACCUACCACAUGUAUGCAGAUCCCAAUUUCGUACGGACUUUCCUCACCACCUACCGCUCCUUUUGCAAGCCCCAGGAGCUGCUGAGUUUGCUGAUAGAAAGGUUUGAGAUCCCGGAGCCGGAGCCCACGGAAGCGGACAGGCUGGCCAUCGAGAAGGGGGAGCAGCCCAUCGGCGCCGACCUGAAGCGCUUCCGCAAGGAAUACGUGCAGCCCGUGCAGCUCAGAAUAUUGAAUGUUUUUCGUCACUGGGUCGAGCACCACUUUUACGACUUUGAGAGAGAUCUGGAGUUGCUGGAGAGGUUGGAGACCUUCAUUUCCAGUGUCAGAGGCAAAUCCAUGAAGAAGUGGGUGGAAUCCAUCGCUAAGAUCAUCAGGAGGAAGAAAGCCCAGGCCAACGGGAUCAGCCACAACAUCACCUUCGAGAGCCCUCCCCCCCCCAUCGAGUGGCACCUGUGGCGCGUGGGGCACAGCGAGAGCCUGGACCUCAUGACCCUGCACCCCAUCGAGAUCGCCCGGCAGCUCACCCUGCUCGAGUCUGACCUGUACAGGGCAGUGCAGCCUUCUGAGCUCGUUGGCAGCGUGUGGACUAAGGAGGACAAGGAAAUCAACUCCCCAAAUCUCUUGAAAAUGAUCCGUCACACCACCAAUCUCACUCUUUGGUUUGAAAAGUGCAUCGUGGAGACGGAGAACUUCGAGGAGAGGGUGGCUGUGCUGAGCAGGAUCAUAGAAAUCCUGCAGGUUUUUCAGGACCUGAACAAUUUCAACGGCGUGCUGGAGAUUGUCAGUGCCAUGAACUCAGUGUCGGUGUACAGGCUGGAUCACACCUUUGAGGCACUACAGGAAAGGAAAAAAAGAGUCUUGGAUGAAGCAGUGGAAUUAAGCCAAGAUCAUUUUAAGAAGUAUUUAGCCAAGCUCAAGUCAAUCAACCCACCCUGUGUGCCUUUCUUUGGAAUAUACCUGACAAAUAUCCUGAAGACAGAAGAAGGGAAUCCUGACUUCCUUAAAAGACAAGGGAAAGAAUUAAUCAACUUCAGCAAGAGGAGAAAAGUGGCUGAAAUUACAGGAGAAAUCCAGCAGUACCAAAACCAGCCUUAUUGUUUACGGAUAGAGCCAGAAAUUCGGAAAUUCUUUGAAAAUCUCAAUCCCAUGGGGAAGAUCCCAGAAAAAGAGUUUACAGAUUAUCUGUUCAACAAGUCCUUAGAGAUUGAACCUCGGAACUGCAAGCAGCCACCUCGAUUUCCCAGGAAAACAACAUACCCCCUGAAAUCCCCCGGGAUAAGGCCCAACACGGGCAGACACGGCUCCACCUCUGGCACCCUGAGGAGUCAUCCACUGCCGCUGGAGAAGGAGCCCAGCAAGAUCAGCUUCAGCAGGAUCACCGAGGCAGAACAUGAGUCCGCAGUCUCGGCACCGACCUCUCCCAACACCCCGUCUACGCCACCGGUGUCGGCGACCUCGGAGUUCAGUGUGUUCUCAGACAUCGAUCUCAACAGUUCUUACGGUAACAACAGCAUCUUCGCUCCCGUGAGUUUGCCUCAGUCGAAGACUUUCUUCAGCUCCUGGGGGAGCUUUUCCAAGCUGAGUGAUGAGCCUCAGAACCCUCCUCCGCUUCCCCCACGAAAAAAGAUGGAUCAGGAUGCUUCUAAUGCUAAGGGAAACUCGAAGCCGGACGACGACCCUCCAGCCAUCCCACCUCGGCAGCCGCCGCCGCCUCCAAAGAUCCAGCCCCGUGCCCCUGCCUACCCCACCCCCCUGGAGCAGCCUCUGCACAGCCCUCCCCCUCCGCCCCCCCGGGACCCCGUGCCCGACACUCCCCCGCCGGUGCCGCUGCGGCCGCCCGAGCACUUCAUCAACUGCCCGCUGAGCCUGCAGCCGCCGCCGCUGGGACGCUUCCACAGGGACCCCGAGUGGCUGCGGGAGGCGGGCACGGCCCCCAGCUCACCGGGCACCCCCCCCAGCACCCCCUCCCCGCGGGUGCUGCGCCGCUGCUGCGUGACCGGCGCCGGUCACAACAACCUGGCGCAGCCGCCCGUGCCCCCCGUGCCGCCCCGGCACAACUCCAGCCCUCAGCUGCCAAAACUGCCGCCAAAGACUUACAAAAGGGAGCUCUCCCACCCUCCUUUGCACAGACUGUCUUUGCUAGAAAAUGCAGAAACUCCUCAAUGACCUUUGCCGUAGUAGUCAUUGACACUGGAAUAGUAUUUGUAAAGUUCCUCUUUUCUUUUUUUUUUUUUUUUCCUUUUUUUUUUUUUUUUU